Messenger RNA from Bacillus rossius redtenbacheri, 8278 nucleotides. RefSeq names its product WD repeat-containing protein 20. The record is from RefSeq and is a predicted model, not a curated record. The transcript has 4 exons. NCBI's taxonomy places the organism in Eukaryota, Metazoa, Arthropoda, Insecta, Phasmatodea, Bacillidae. Gene Ontology annotation, molecular function: protein binding. Bases 5 to 1951 code for a protein of 648 amino acids.
GGAAAUGAAAAUGGCGGUGCAAGAUGGAGGGGGAAAGGAUGAAUUGAAAACACAGUUUAUUACAAGAGAAGGGAUUUACAGACUAAUGACUCUAUCAGAAUAUUCUCGGCCCAACAGGGUGGGCUAUACAAAUACCCAAGGCAGUGCUGCUGUACGUGUGUCUUUCGUAACGUUACCUGAUCCAAGUGGUAAUGGUGACAGAAUUUGCUUCAAUUUUGGUAGGGAGCUUUAUGUUUACGUGUAUAAGGGCGUUAAGAAGGCCGCAGAUUUAACAAAACCGGUUGAUAAGAAAAUGUACAAAGGCACUAAUCCAACCUGUCAUGACUUUAACUCAGUUACAAUGACUCCAGACAGUGUUUAUCUCGUAGUGGGAUUUUCCACAGGACAAAUACAGCUCAUUGAUCCAAUAAAGAAAGAACUGAGCAAACUGUAUAAUGAAGAGAGGCUAAUAGACAAAACUAAGGUCACCUGUAUCAAGUGGGUCCCUGGAUCAGCAAAUUUGUUUUUGGUGUCUCAUAGCAGCGGACAGCUGUAUUUAUACAACGAAGAACUGCCUUGUGGCACGACACCACCUCAUUACCAACCGUUCAAGCACGGCGAUGGCUUUGCCAUACACACUUGCAAGACAAAAAGCACCCGCAACCCCCUCUACAGGUGGGUCGUCGGCUCGGAAGGUUGCUGCAUCAACGAGUUUGCGUUUUCGCCGUGUGGUAGCCACCUGGCGAUCGUUUCUCAGGAUGGUUUCUUGCGAGUUUUUCAUUACGACACCAUGGACCUGUUGGGUGCAGCGAGGAGCUAUUUCGGAGGAUUCCUGUGCGUGUGUUGGUCCCCGGACGGGCGGUACGUCGUGGUGGGGGGGGAGGACGAUCUCGUGACGGUGUGGAGCUUCCACGAGAGGAGGGUGGUGGCGAGGGGGCAGGGCCACCGCAGUUGGGUGAGCGUCGUCGCCUUCGACCCGUACACGACUUCGUACGGUGAGCCGGACAGUGCAGUGGACUUCAGCGGUGGCUCGGACGACGAGGGCUCCAUACCGCAGGUGCAUCGCAACCAUUCCGCCAGCGCCGCGCACAACCCUAGCGUCCAGGGUGAUGGCAAAGACAGGACCGCCGGCAAUAGGAACUCCGUGUCGGGCGGUGCGUCCAAUAGAAACUCGUUCGGUUCGGACUUCAACAAGGUGAACUCGACGGCGGCCACGUGCUACAGGCUGGGCUCGGUGGGUCAGGACACACAGCUGUGCCUGUGGGACAUCACGGAGGACCUUCUGAAGCAACCGGUGACGUGCAAAUCCAGAACUACCAGUUGCGUGGGCAUGGGGGGUCUCGGGACCGUGGGAGUGAAUGGUUCGGCGACGAGCGGCAGCUUCCACGGGAAUACCGCUGUGAGCGGCUGUAACAACGUGUCUGCCUCGUCGCUGAACAACACGGUGACCGGCAAGUUCAAGGACCAUCUGGCGGAUGGGACGACUACGUUUGCGAUGGACAAUCACAUCCUCAAUAAUUCGACUGUUAGCACGAUGAUGCCGUCUCUUACUCACAGGCUAGCGGGACUUGGUUUCGGUGACAAGAAAGAUACCGGUGGGGUCCAUAAGCGUAACUUUAGUUUACCGUCUCGCAGCGGAAGCUCGGGUCCUGAUAAAAACAUCACGUCGGGAUCGUGUCGUAGCAGUGGGGCGCACAGACUGUCGCCGGACGAUCCUAUGAGGCUGAUCGGUACGGGAGCGUGUCCAAGGUUUGACGAGUGUCCUGUGUUAGAGCCGUUGGUUUGUAAAAAGAUUUCUCACGAACGUCUGACUGCACUCGUCUUUAGGGAAGAUUGUUUUGUGACUGCUUGCCAAGAUGGCUACGUUUACACUUGGGCGAGACCAGGCAAAAUGGGCGUGUCGUCGCACAUCCCCUCCAGCCCCACGGUGGUGACGGCCGCGGCGGUGGGCCACGGCGGCACGGUGGUAUAGCGCGCCUGGCACGGCCUCUGGCUGCCAGGGGCGACGCCCGGCCCAGCGCAGCGCUUGCUGCUGCUGAGGGCCGUGGCGCCAUCACUCUUCUAGCCACGGCCGUCCAGUCCCUCGACAACGCGACUGAACCCCCCCCCCCCCCUCCCGCACCUCCCCUCCGGAAGCCUCGACCAAAUGAAGCACUUGCAAGUGACCGUUUGAGAUUGGUUUUCUGUUGCAAAACUUGCUGUUCGGUGUGAACAGAGUAGUAGGUUUUUACAAGAAAAUUUUAUUGAGGCAAUCUCCUCUUGCCAUUAUGUAACCGAUGUCGGAUCCAUGCCAGUUAAACACACGGGCAUGUUCGGAAAUAAUUAUUGUUCUAGUAGUGGAUAGUUGUAACGUAUAUUUUUGUCGCAAGACACACUCGUGUUUCAGGUACAAAAAAGAGUAUAGCAUUGUUAAACUGUUGCUGGUUCUAUUUAAUUGCUUUAGAGUAUGUUUUAUUGUUAUCGUAACAAAAUUGCUCCUGCUAUAGUCCUGUUGUCUGUUUCAAGUAAGCUACCGCUUGGUUUCAUAAUUUUUUCUUAACAGUUGCUAUUAAUUUUUGUACAUGUAAGUAAUUUUAUGUUGCAUGUGAGCAGUUGGCAAGAAAUCCUAUUUUGACUGUGAAUUUUAACUGUGCGGAUGUGUGGUAGAUCAAAUCGUGCAUAUUAGUAGCAGUAAGUAAUAUGUGCACAGUACAUAACCAAAUUAAAAUUUUUACGUUGUUUCAAAAGCUUCCAUUUGGGGAAAUAAGGGUUUCCUAAAAAUAAAUAAAUUAAUAAAUUACCCUAGAAUACAUAUGUUAAUUUUUAUCACUAUUGACAGUCAUGAACUGUACAUAUAUUUAGUAUAAUGGUUGUAAAAUUUGGCUUUUACUUGAAGUACAUAACACUUUUUUGUAUACAAAUAUAAUCUUUUUUUAUGAUGUAUUUUCUAUAAUGUAUGAACAUUGCCUGAGAGAUAUCUGAAGUCAAGGUUGCCACAAGUAGCUAUAGCAAACAGGGAAAAGUCGGGGAAAUUAAAAUGGUUAGGGAGUUCCUUGGAAAGUAAGGGACGUAACCCCAUAUUUCUGGAAUUUAUUCUUGUGACAGCAAAAUUAAAUCGGAAAUACUGCUUCUGUUGACAUUUAGGCACAUAAAAAAUUACUAAAACUUUUAAUAUAAAAUUCAGUUGAUUUUCCUUUCCUGUACUCCUAGGCUUUUGACAUAAAAACAUAGGAAGGAAAACUUAUUUCUGCAUGUUUACACACAAAUUUGAUAUUGUACAUUCAAUAGUUUUAGGUGAAUCAAUAGCAAUUGUUUACAAACACAUGUAGAAAUCUAAAAUGGUGUUUAUUUUGCUAAGGUGACACAUUUGAAUGGCAUGUACAAUAUAUUUUUUCCCCCAGAAAGCAUACCGAGUGGAAUUAGUUAUGUCUGGAAGUUCAGGAAAACUUGUAGAUUCAGAUAUGAAAAUCUUGGAAAUUCAUGGAAUUUUGGAUUUGCAGGUUUUUUGCAACCCUGUAAGUUCAAUUUUUAUGAAAUACCUUUGCAAUAUUGUGCCUUACUCGGAGUCAAGCCCACUAGCCAUCACACUAGAGGUUUCUUCUUGCCAACUUUUCUAUGAUGGUCUGCUUUGAAUUUUGCUACAAUAUUUGCACAUUUUACACUUACUGGAGUUAUAAGUUGAACACAUUAAUUUCAUAGUUACAAUAUGUAUCAAGCAGGAGCUUUCAAAAUGUUGCACAUAUUAUUUUUAUAUUGGGAGAUAAAGUGUACUUGUAACAAUGUUUCUCCCUUUUGUUUUAUUUACUCAUUUUUGCAAAUGUAUUGUUAUCUGCAAUAAUAUAUAUUUAUGUAAUGGACAUACCAACAGAUCAGGGAAACAUUGCAAUAUUAAUUAAAAAAGUCAUUGUAGAGCAACAUGACGGAAUUAUUGUUUUCACCUAUUUUGUUGGUUUAUUGAUAUUUAUUGUAGAAAAUUAUUAUUCUAGCUCAGUUUUAGUGAGUGGAGUUUGAAACUAUAUUGGUUUGUCAAGCUGAUAUAAGCUAUGGUUUCUGUUGUUUUUAAAUUGACGUGGAAUUAUGAGAGUUAAAGGAAAAAAAAGUGCAUUUACUUUUAAAAGUAGCGCAUUUAUGUAAUUUUCUCUCAUGAUGAUACUGUUCCUAUGAAAAGAUUAUGUUGUACAUAAUAUUUUUAUGAACGUACUAGCGGAGAAAGGAACAGACAGCUACAAGUGGAGUGGUGUGCGACUGCUUUGUUCUGUUGACAGUUUUACGGCAUGAAUUAACAUUGCUGCAUCAUCCCUAUUAUGUUCUUGCAGUUAUCUUUCUCUCUCUUUUACUUCCUUGGAUAAUGGAAUGUGCAGAAAUUUGUUCCCUCCAUCAAAUGGUGAUGUAAGUUCUGUGGUGUUUCAUGUGUACUUUCGUCUCACUGGACUGAGCCGUUGUUAGAUAUCAACUCUUAGAAUAAAAGAUUAAUAAAAUAUUAAAAGUGUUGUCAGGCUACACUUCAUGCUGUUGCUGUUGCAUAAUCACUAACAAGUAGCAUACCAAAAAAAAUACGAGGAGGAGAGGUUUGGAAGUGGAAGCAAAUAGUAAUUUUACAUCACUGUAUUUUAGUCUAGACCUUAACAUUAAGGGACCCGUCUGGUCGGGGCAGCAUCUGUGUUGGUGAGGCAGGAUGAUAAUUGUGAUGCUCGCUGGUGCUUCUAGCUCGGUAGGUAUCACUUCUAAGUGCAAGGCUCUUAACUGGUGCAAAGUCUUCUUGUCAUGCAUGAGACAACUUUUAAAAUUUGAGUGGUAAACAUAACAUUGUAUGGCAGAAGAAAAUUAAUUCAGUGGUGUAAUUAAAGUCCCUUGAGUGUUUGCAAGAAUCUCUUAAGUUUAAAAAUAAAAUCUGGGAACAAAACUUGUUGCCUGCCUUGUAAACAAAAAACACUUGGAUAUUCUUGAUUGGUGUUUUCGUGAAGCUCUGCACAUAGUGGUUGUGCCCCAGGUAGGCGGAGCCCUUAAAGUCCUGAUAAAUACGUUACAUGUUGUGUAAUUUAUUAUUGAAUAUGUUAUACCUUUUUUAAUUUACUCAAAAUAGGAGUAAUUCAGGUUUUUUUUUCUUUUCAUGUAACAGUUUGGUUAGUUGUAAGCAUCCAUGUAUUUCUUUCUUGUUUACAUUAAAAUGGAACCUGAACUAACCCAUUUUAAGAGAGAGUAUAUUGGUUUGUUUGGAAAGGAAUGAACACAACCAGUUUUUUAAAUUCCUUUGGUGUCGACAUACUUAAUUCAGUUGCUGUUAAAAAGAUAAAUCAACCUGUGUAACCAGACAUUAUCACCAGAUGAGUACGAAGUAUAGAUCAACAUGUUAGCUUCAAUGAAUAGGUAGCAGCUCAAGCGUAGUUAAUUUUAUGUUCUGUUUUAAAUUUAUGCUUCUGUUGUGGUUGUGGAAAAACUAUAGUUACCUACUUAAUAUUUUUUUUAAUGUACAUUCUCAUUUUCUGACGAAAAAUUUUGCAGAAUUCGAAACUUUUAACAUAAGUGACAUUGGCAGGAUUUAUGUAAAAUUAUUACCAAUAAAUUACUGUGAAAAUUUUAUUUUGUAGCUGUAUGCAUAAACAUAUUCAAAUUGCAAUAAUACCCUGAACUUAUUCAAUAGGUGGGACAGAGUGAUAACUGUUUAAGUCGAAUUCGCUUAAGUCAUGGUACAAUUUCACAUAUAAAUGCAUACAUUGAAAUUAUGUUUAGUUAGGACUGGAAGCUAAAGAAAAAAAUGUAGGAAAAAAAUGUGUAAUAAAAUCUUAGAAAACACAACAAAUUACAUUAUUAUGAAUUGCAAAAAUGUAAACUGACAUUUUGAUGUAGAAGGCUUCAUAAAAUCUAACAAAGUCAUCUGAUGGAUCAAAGAUUGUUUCUUCUCAUGCAAAAUUUCCUUGUAGCACGCCAACAAUAGUGUAGACGGAGUGGAGAGUCAUUAGACUGUAAAACGAUAGACGGACGAAUUGACGAGAAGAUUUAAAAAUUGCAUGAUUUGGGAUUCGUGUAAGACAGGGUAGUGAACGUCUAGGUAUUACUGUAUUUUUAUGAUUACCAGUCAGGUUUUUUUUAAAUUUAGAAAUUAUCCUUCAUACAUUUGUUUUAUGUGAAAGACAAAUUAAAAUUUAUUUUCAAUAUUUUCUAGAACCUUUCUGCACUUUUAGAUUUAUAAACAACAUUAAAGAUAAAACUUAAAUUGGAAGUUUCGUAAGUGCAUAGUUCUACAGUCUGAUUGCUGUGUACCUUUUGUUUUAAAGUCUGGUUAAUCACUGAACACUUAUUAAGAUGCUUGCUGUCCAUAGAUUAAUUUUUCGUACUUUUUAAUGUUUGGCUAAUUUAUAUGUCACCGAUACUUGGUAAAAUACCUCAUUCAAGUAGAACUUUAUGUAUUUGAACAUUUUUAUUACUAUAAGAUUACUAUUUAAAGAAAGAAUAUUGUGAGGCUUCUUCACGAAUAAAAAUGCUGAUUCAAGCACAUGCAGAGUUGCCAGUAAUUUCUGUACUGUUCCUCUGAAGGAUUGUAUUCAUUUAUCUGUUUAUUCUUAAUUUUUUUAUAGAAAUAGUAUGAAAAUAAGUUUCUUGAUGAAUAGUAGUUUUUCUAACCUUUUUUACCAGCAGUAUUGUUACUAGAUUAGUGUUUCUGGAAUUACUGCAUUUAUAAAUUUUUUCUGAUAACAUUACCAUACUUUUUUGCUGGACAAAUGCUACUUUUUUGUCACUCAAAGCAUACUGAAUAAUUUUGUAUUUUCUCGUUAGUUGGACUUUUACAAAGGGUAGCAAUGGAAUUUUCAAUUAUACAUAGUUAAUCACUGAACAACCAUUAUGGUUUACUUCUGUUUUUGCAAGAUUGCUUUCAUACAUAAGCAAUAUUCAAUGAUGUUGUUACACAAAGAAAAAAAUGAUUCUUAAACUUAACAACUACCCCAAAAUUUGCUGCAGUUAUUAUCAACAUUGUGAUUCUGUUUUUGUGUAAAGCCCUGAAAACAGUGUUAACCUAUUUACAUAUUGUUUCCUGAUCUUAUUAAUAUACUGACAAACCUUUCAAACCUAUCUUCCUCGAUCUUGGAGUAAUUUAAAUAGACUACAGAUACAGUGUAGCCUGUAUGCUAAAAUUUAUUUUAUGAUACUGUUUCUUGGAAUCAUGGGACCGAAUUGGAGUUCUCAAAAACAUUGUUUUUUAAACAAUGCAGUCUAACAUUAUUAUACUUGGCAACUGAUAUAAGGGCCAUUGACAUUUGUGAUCUAAAUUAUAAGAAUUAUUUAUGUAUUAAUCAUUGUGAUAGUGUAGUGUUUAGAAUUUUAGUUGAUUAUUAACCAAAGAUACAGUUUAAGUAUUAGAAAUUUUAGACUAUGUGCAUUCCACUUUAGCUUAAGGGAACUCUCAAAAGUUGUAUGGGAAAAUGUAUAUAAUAAAAUGUACAUAAAAUGUGAUGGUGUGUGUAAGUAAUUUCGUUUCAAACAUAUGGGCUGCAAAAAAAGUGUGUAUAGGUGUGUUGUUAGCACAUGUAUAAAUUUAAAAUUUGUUCAGGAAUGUAAUAUCAUUAACAAACACAAAUAAAUUACCCCGUCGAAAAGGAUUUUAAGUCGGAAUGGGGCAGUUUUUUAACCACUGUCAUUUUUUAAUAACUGGUUUUGCAUAAGAACAUACGGAAGCAUCUGUAAAGCUUUAUUUUCUAAUAUCACAAAUAAUUUUGUAUAGGUAUUGAUAUGUCUGCUGUAACAGCCUUUUUACCGUUAAUGAUUUUUGGCUAGUCAAUUUGUGGCUUGAUUUUUCAUGGUUCUCGAAGUAUGCACUGUUUGAGCGCAUCUGCAAAUUCCUGGUUAUUUUUCCAGUUUUUGUCUGUUAAAUGCCACAGUUUUGUCAUGCCAUUUUAUUCAAUACUGCAAUUGAAAUGGGUUGAAUUCAUUAUGGUUAAAAUAUUCCUUUAUCAGUAUUUGUUUCUGAUCGAUGUACAAGACUCACAAUGUCAUCAUUGCUUUCUGGAAAAAAUUAAAUGUUUACACAUCAUAUAACAUUCAUAUAUAUAGUUUUUUUUUCUAUCCUGCAUUGAAUAGUUAUCCACACUUUAGUUUAACUUAUAACUUUAAGGCACAAUUUGUGAUUAAGAGCCUCUUUUUUAUAAGCAAUUUUAAAAUGACACUGCUUUGAUAGUUACAGUGCCAAAGAAAAUUGGUGAUAGUAUGGUGGAUACAAAGUGUUCAAGAUUGUGUGACGUGAAUGAAUGUGAAAAUUCAAUCUGUUAAAGGAUUCUGUACGUUACCAUAAAAUUAAGCAAAUAAAAAUGGUUGGUUGCUCCCGAGA